Molecule: messenger RNA, 2151 nt
Organism: Ceraceosorus guamensis
Lineage: Eukaryota; Fungi; Basidiomycota; Exobasidiomycetes; Ceraceosorales; Ceraceosoraceae
Product: Pkinase-domain-containing protein
Exons: 10
Coding region: 185-2071 (628 amino acids)
Biological process (GO): protein phosphorylation
Molecular function (GO): ATP binding; protein kinase activity
Source: RefSeq, a predicted model, not a curated record
ACCAUCAGCCGCGAUCAGCUUCGCAUCAGCCCUCCAUUCCGUCUGCUAGGUCCGCCUUCAUUAGUCCCAUCACACGCUACGCCCAAGCACUCGCUGUUGCGCGUGUGCGAAGGAUCAGUAUAAUUUCGUUGAGGUUGGGAUAGGGGCAGUCCCUACUCUUUCGAAGGACAGCGAGACAUUCAAGAUGGCCGCCCCUCAGGGCUCCGAUCCGGAGGAGUACUACGUCAAACAAGACAGGAUCGGGAAAGGCUCCUUUGGUGAGGUGUACAAAGGUUUCAGCAAGAUCACCAGGCAGCCCGUAGCGAUCAAGAUCAUUGAUCUGGAAAGUGCCGAGGAUGAGAUCGAUGAUAUCCAGCAAGAGAUCAGCAUAUUGAGCCAGAUGGAGAGCACGCAUGUGACCAAAUAUCACGGGUCAUGGCUCAAGGGCACGAAUCUUUGGAUCGUGAUGGAGUACUGCAGUGGUGGUAGCUGCUCUGAUUUGAUGAAGCCGGGCCGCUUCAGGGAAGAUUACAUCGCCAUCGUGCUACGCGAGCUGCUGAAGGGGCUAGACUAUCUGCAUGGCGAGGGCAAGCUUCACAGAGACAUCAAAGCGGCAAACAUAUUGCUGUCUAGCAGCGGAGAUGUUAAGCUGGCUGACUUUGGUGUUUCUGGGCAAUUGACGGCUACGAUGACGAAGAAAAACACCUUCGUGGGCACUCCUUACUGGAUGAGUCCCGAAGUGAUCAAGCAGAGUGGAUAUGACUUCAAGGCCGACAUUUGGAGUUUAGGCAUCACAGCAAUCGAAUUAGCGAUGGGAGAACCUCCCUACGCUGAUCUGCAUCCCAUGAAAGUUCUGUUUCUCAUUCCAAAGAAUCCUCCACCACAGCUCGACCAGGCUUUCUCCAAACCCUUCCGGGAAUUCGUGAGCUAUUGCUUGCAGAGAGAUCCUGCAAACCGACCCACCGCACGCGAGCUGCUCAAGCAUCGCUUCAUCAGGAACGCCAAGAAGACUUCUUACCUUACCGAGCUCAUAGAGAGGCUCGAGAGAUGGCGUGCAGAGGGCGGAGAUGGUCCCGACGAGGGUGAUGACAAGCGUCGUUCCCAAGAAGAGGUCGGCGAUGCUGGAGAAGAUGAUUGGGACUUUGGCACUGUGAGGAGAGGGACAGUGGGCAGAGCUGGCGGGGCGGACAUUGCGCAUACGGCAGGUCAAGACCUCCAUCCGUACAAUGCGUCCCAAGCGAACGGGCGCCUGGGGCAGAAAGGUCUACCUACGCCUCCACAAACCAAUCACGGCGUGUCCCAAGACCGAUAUGGAUCUCAGAGGUCUUUUGGCUCAGGCGGAUCGGGUUCUGCAGGCGGAACUGUUCGUUUGGGUGCUGGACAGACGCGAGCGGGAAUUUCAGGUCCUAGUCGCACUAGAGACCCCUCGAUUCACAACAUCGGAGGUAGCUCAGGUCCCGUACAGGCGAGAGACUACGGCGCCAAAUUGGAGCCUGUUACCGCCGACACCCCGCCUCGACCUCCCCGUCAUGCUCGUGCAGGUAGCGAAAUUGUAGGAGGUCAAGGGCACAAUGGGCAGCAUGCGCAUGAUGGCGGAAACGGGUACGCGCAAGCGUACGACGCUGCUCAGGCUUAUCAGCGAACGCCAGGAGUGGACGAAGUGGAGGAGGAGACGAGGAGGAUGGACGAACUCAGGUUGCACUCGCACCAGAAAGGCGCGAGCAGCGGUAGCGACGGAAGCAUGGAUCCAGGUGCUGCGGCUGCUCAGCUCUCGCGCACAGGGGGCAGUGGCCCUGAUUAUGGUGCAAGUCAAGCUCAGCCAGGACCCCAGCCAAAUUCGGCUUUGCACGGCGUCUUCCUGCCGGUGCUCGAGCAGCUUUCCCUUGCGGUUUCACACAACGCGGACGCACAAAGAACCAUCAUUGAUGUUCGAAGAGCUCUUGAGGCUGCAGAGCGCGUCACGCCCGGCCUGAUGAAUGCAUUUGCUCUUGAAGUCUUCCAUACUAUGGCAGAGUCUGAGGCGGAGCAACAAGGCGACUACGAGGAUGACGAGGAGGACGGCUGGCAGGCUCAAGCACACCAGCACCCUUGACCACGGUGACCGUUGUCCGGACCAGUGGUGUGCGCCAUGAAACACACGAUUAUGGCAGUAUCGCCGUUCACGGUCGCUCG